GGCAGAGAGGAAGAGGAGCGCCGUGUGGCUGUAUUUUCAAGUCGAAAACGAGACAACAGCAAAAUGUGGGAUUUGUAAAAUGCUAGUCAGGUAUAGUGGAAACACUACCAAUUCACAUAAACAUAUCCAUAGCCAUAAACAUGGAGCUACAAAAACGGAGAGACGAGGAGAGAAAAAAGUUUGAUAUUUUUCUAUUUAAUUAUAAACUGUGUCCUACUUUUGUCCUGGGUUUUGACUAUUUAAUAAUAAAAAAGGAAACAUCACAAAAAACACUUAAGGUCAUGAAAAUUAAUUAAGAUUUAGCAAUUCAAUGACGCAUCUACCUUUAUUUAAAAGUAUCGUAUCGGUAUCGGCGAUAGUGGCAGUAGAUCAGAUCGAUACCAAAAUAUGCAGUAUCGCACACCACUACUGUUUACCAAGAAAACUAAGCUCCUCUGACAAAAACAAGGGGCUGCGACUGCAGGGAGAGAGCAGUGUGGCUGAUUUACUCUAAGCACAGGCUCCUCAACCACUGAAUCUCCGUUCAGAUUAUACCGUCAGUCUUUGACUCCUAACACCGAGCAGCAUGUCGUGGGUGACUUCAGCCUCACAGCUCUGCACAAUGUUUCUGUCUCUGCACGCUGUUUUCCUGUGUGCUGUGGCCAUGGUGGAAAGCAGCAGUGGAAACGAACAAGCCUCUGCUGUGCCUGCAGAAGCCGAAGCCCUCAAUCCAUCAGUAGCCGGUCCUUUGACAGAGAGUUUCCAACCAGCCCAGUUAGGAGGGUCUCAGGGAGAGGUUGCUGCAUUGCGGCCUGUGGUGGGAAUCAGCCAACGAGUGCAAACAGGAUCCAAAAAGAAAAAGGACCUUGGCACACUGGGCUAUGUGUUUGGCAUACUCAUAAUGGCGGUCAUCAUCAUUCUUGGAGUUGGCAUCACACUGGGCUACUUCUACAAGAGGGGGAGGGACCUGAGGAAGCAGCAUGACCAGAGAGUACAUGAGCGGGAGAUGCAGAGGAUCACGUUGCCCCUCUCUGCCUUUUCCAACUCCACCUGCGAGCUUGUGGAUGAGAACACCAUCAUGAUCAUAGCAGAGCAAGACACCACCCCAGCGCAGAAGGUGCGCAUUGAGAGUGGAGACUCUCAAUGCAGUCUGGAACCCCUGAAGCAUGAGUUGCAUAAACUUAAAGAACUGAAAGCAGUCGUGUUAUGGACCAAAACCUAGUUUCUCCUUCUUUCACCUCCCCGAGUAAGCUUUAUUUUCUGAAAAGGGGAAAGCGGGUAGUCGUCACUUCAAUGACCUAAAUCAAUGAUGUGUCUGCUGCGUUCCAUUUUUUUGCCUUUUUAUUCAUAAAAGACAGGAAUAAGACACAGGAUGACACGAAAGGAGACUGUAGUAAAAUGUUGAUGUUGAAAAGAUGACAAGAAGUCUGUAUUUUGAGAAGCUUGAUGGUGAUGAAUGUGAGUCCCCUAAAUGACACUAUGAAUACGAGUGUACUGUACUACUAGUGUUGGGGGUGUUCAGGGAUAGUGGGGAAAAACCUUCUGUUUGUAAUAUGUGGAGCUGGUGCUCUCCACAGGACAUGCUUUUCAUUUGUAUUUACACUGGCUGUGUUGAGGGAGACACAGACAGACAAAGAAGUUAAUAGUGUCUGGGAGACACAAGAUGAGAUAAAAAGAGGCCCUAGAUUAUAUUAUAUCUGUAGCUUUUCUCCUUGUAAGUGACUCACAGCUUCGUGUUGAUACAAGCGUUAUAGUGGUCACUGAAAGAGGAUUCAGCUCUUUUUCUUCCACAGGUUAAGGAGUGACAGGAAAUACAGAGUGCUCUCAUUACAUGGUAACGAGAGACAGUAGUUAGUCCUCAGGACAAAAUAGCACUGCCACAACACAGAUCAGAAGAGAAAGAAAACUAUAAAAAUAUAUUAUUUUUGCAGAGCAGGGAUGUCUGUGUGCAUGCCCGAGUGUGUGUGAGUGUGAAAGUCAUACAUGUUGUGGGUGCAUGUAUGUUGGGGCUCUGAAGAAACCUGGUGCCUAAAUUAGAAUGUUUUGACAUUUGACUCACAGUUUCAAGACAAAAAGUGAUUUAGAAAAGUGACAUUAUACUAUAUUCAAAAGGGGAAAAAAGGUAUUUUCUUAGAUUCAUAAAAUAUUUUUAGUGUCGAAAUGGAAAGAAUGAAAGCUUUCCAGAUAAACCAGUAAUGUUUGGAAAAUAAUUUUAAGGAGGCUAGACAUUUGCACUCAGCUGUGUGCACUUAUUGCUGAAAGCUUCAGGUUACAGACAGUAGUCCGGUAAAUUAAGUCCAAAGUUUAGUGGUUGUAAAUUUAAUUCUUGUCAGCAUGAGUGAACACGUGCAGACUUUUUUUUUUUCAUUUUGUGAUGCACUGGUGUUGCCUCUGUGCUGUUUGUUAUUCCUUCACAUGCGGUGUUUUGUUUUGUGAUUCUUGCUGGAUCCACAUCACUGAUCACAUUUGGUUACUGCUGCUCCCGAGUAUUAACAGCAUGCAGGCUGUAUAUUUUCAUAAUGCAAAUGUUCACAAGUUAGAAUUUAAAAUUGUAAAUGUAUUUGUAUGAAAUGCAGAUUUCCACUGCUGCAGUUAAAAUAAAACAUUAAACACGUG
Messenger RNA from Cynoglossus semilaevis (tongue sole), 2595 nucleotides. Its product is annotated as phosphoinositide-3-kinase-interacting protein 1-like. Lineage: Eukaryota; Metazoa; Chordata; Actinopteri; Pleuronectiformes; Cynoglossidae. The transcript is spliced from 4 exons. The coding region runs from base 566 to 1201 and encodes 211 amino acids. The record is from RefSeq and is a predicted model, not a curated record.